AAUUCAGUAUACCUCCAAUUUUUUAUAUUAUUAGGUAAUGUCAUUUUUGUACUCCUCAGUACUGUGUUUAGAGAUGCUAACAUGAAAAAAUUAUUUGAAGCUAAAAUACAAGAAAUUAUACAAGAAUCUGAAGCUAAAAUACAAAAAAAUUAUGCAAAAAUAUGAAGAUAAAACACAGGAAAACAUAAAAAACAUGCAAUAUAAAACCCAGGAAAAUAUAAAAAAAAAGUGUGGCUAAAAUGCAGGGUAACAUGCAAGCCCAAUUGGACAAUUUAAAAUGUUUCGUACGGAAUCAAUUGGUAAACAUCCACCCCAUUGAAAACAGGUCUGAACCUGACAGACCUUUUUCUGAACCUGUAAUUGAGGAAAUUUCCUUCCCCGAAAUAGAGAUGAAAAAACACCUUCCCUAUAGCUCAGCUAACAGACUGGUUCUCUCAUGGUCUGCAAAUCUUGACUGAACUUAAUCCCCAAGACCCUGCUCCUGAAAUCCCAUUUUCUCAUGUUCCUUCUCCUACACAAAAUCCAAUUCCAGCCCAGAGGAAAUCUCAUCCUUCUAAAGAAACUCAUCUUAGUCAAACUGACCCACAGGUACCAAAUUCAAUUAGAGGCCUGUUUCCUCUAAGAGAAGUACCUGAAAUAGGAUGGAACGGGGAUGUGGUGACUUUAAGGCACAAUAUACCAUUUACCCCCCAAGAAAUAAAUGAAUUUACACGAAAUACUCCCACAUAUGAACAAGAUCCCUUUCUAGUAACAAAAAAGAUGACAUAUAUUUUUUCAGUAUAAUUCGUUUUACAAGGACAUUGAAAACUUGCUACAGGCUUUUUAAACUGAACAUGAGAAAAAUAAAAUAAUUGCUCAUGUCAACAAAACCAGGAAAUGCAGCACACUGGCCAACUCAGGAUCCUGAAUGGGACUAUAACAACUCUGAGUAUUAUUUACAACUAUACCGUUGUAGAGAGGCCAUCUUAACAGCAAUGAGAGUGUGCAGACAGUACAGAUAAGUGGUCAGAAUUUGAAAGAAUUAAGCAAAAUGAGGAAGAGACACCCUCCAGAUUCAUGGACAGAAUAAUUGAGUUUGAAGAUAGAUACCUGGAUUUUGACCUAUAACAAUUAUCAAUAAAUGGCAGAUUCCCACAGUCUAAAGUUGAAGUUAGCAGAACUAGGAGAACAUUGUGAACUGUAACAGUAGUAUUGUGAUGAUGAUCAACUGUGAAAGACUACAAAUAUUAUUAUUCUUAUCAGUACAGUGAUCCAUGACAGUUCAAAAGAUUCAUGAUAGGGGGCAACUGGAUGGCUCAGUGGAUUGAGAGUCAGGCCCAGAGAUAGGAGAUCCUGGGUUCAAAUCUAGAUUCAGACACUUCCUAGCUGUGUGACCCUGGGCAAGUAAGUUGCUUAACCCCCACUGCCUAGCCCUAACCACUCUUAUGCCUUAGAACCAAUGCCCAGUUUUGAUUCUAAGCUGGAAGGUAAGGGUUUAAAAAAAAAAAGAAAGAAAGAUUCAUGAUAAAAAAUGCUAUCCACCACCAGAGAGAACACUGGUUAACUCUUGAGUAAAGAUUGAAGCAUAUUGCUUUUUACUUAUUAUUAUUUGCAAGCUAUUAUUAGCUACUAUAGAAAAUUUUUAGCAUGAUUUCACAUGUAUGAUGGCUAUCAUUUUUAUUACCUCUUCAGUAGGUGGCGCUGAAGAGGGAGAAUUUGGAACUCAAAAAUAAAUUAAUGCUAAAAAACAAUAAAUAGAACAGGACAAGAGGAAAAUAUUAGGAUAUUUAGCACCUGUGUCUUUUUUUGCACUGACUUCCUCUCUGGUUAUUUUAACAUUCAUGAAAUUGAAUUAGAUCUUUAAAGCAUUUGAAAAACCAGUUCUUUGCAGUAAUGGUUUCUUCAUUAUCCUCUUUAUUUCUGUUUUCUUUCUCUGCUUUAAAUAAACUUCAGACUUCUAUCUGAAUGGCUGCUAUGCUAAGAGGAAUAUGUUUUUAAUUGUCCUCUUCAGUCUUACAGCUGAAAGAGGCUCCAUUUCUAUCAUAGUAACCUAGGUGACUUUUAUUCCUUUUAGUUGUUUGCAAAUUACACAAAUCUGAUGUAACUUUGCUCUUUUAAUUUUUUGCUUGCAUGCAUUUUAUAAUCUAUAUCAUAGAUUCGGGCAUUCUGACAUCUUGACCUGAUCACGUGGAUUCAUGCUUGUUUAGUUACAUCAGAUUUUUAUUCUGUUAUAAAUAACAAGCCCCUUCUUUUUUCACAGACAUUGUUUCCAUCUGAAGUACUUUUCUUUUUGUCCAUUUUGUUAAUGACUGUUUAAAAAAAUCAACCUGACUCCUGAUAAUAUGGUAUGCAAUAAAUAGCACAUCAAAUUCAUAUUCAUUGUUGGUAGGUGCAGACUAAUGAUGUAUUAUUGAGUAGCAUGUUUUCAGGAGUUGCAUUAAUUGACUUUUGCCUCAUAUUAAACAUGGCCUGGUAUUUUAUAAUUUGCACUAAAUCAAAUUUAACAUUAUUCAAACUCAUGUUAAUCACACAACCUAUCUGUAAUAGUAAUGGGAUAGCAGAAUCUAGUGAAUGUUUUUUCAGGAUGAGAGAAAUUUGAGUAUGUUUAAGUUAUGUUAAAAGUCAGGGAGAGAUUGAAAAUUAGAGAGGAAAUCAGAGGGAAUAAGAGUGUUAACAGUAUAUAGAAGACUGGUAGAUGGAUUAAAGGGAUUGACCUUGAUGAGAAGUCAUAUCAUCUCUUGAGAGGAGGGAAGAGAGAAAAGACAAUUUAGAAUAGAAUAGCCUUUGUGGGAAAUGGGAUAGAGCAUUAGGGUGGGGCUUUAUUCAGAAGCAUUUGAGGAAACAGGAAGUAGAUGGUAUGAGUCAACCAGACUAGGGUUUGGCACUGUUUGAGUACCCAUAGAAAGGCAGUGUAUUUGAGAGUAGAAGACAAAAGCUCAACUAGAGUUGAAUUAAUUAACCAAAGGGGCAAGUGUUAGGAAGAAAGAAAAAUGAGUUUAGAGCAGGGAUGAUUGGAUUAGAAGUCCUGCUGAAAAUGAAGAAUAGGGUUAGGGAGAUAAGGCAUAGAGGGAGGUAGAAUGAUAAAAGAUUAUGAUUAGAUAAAGAGAUUUCAGAAUUUUUAAUAACUAACAAAAUCAUAAAGAUCAAGUAGGAUUCAAGUGAAGAGAUAUGAGAAGGUACAGGCAACCUAUCCCUUUGUGGAGAUGGGAAGUCCACAGGUAUUGCAUAUUGCACGUGUUUUGGAACUUUUUCAAUUUAUUGAUCAGUUGUGCUGGUUUUUUUUCUCAAAAAAUACUAUUGUGUGGGAUGGAUUUCUGGAAGAGGGAGGGAUACUUGAUAACUAUUGUGUUGUAAGAAACUAUUAAAAAACUAAAACAAAUUAAAGAAAAUUUAAAAGAAAGAUAAACAAUUUUUUUUAAUAGAAUCAAAGCAAUGAAUUGAAAAAACUUGACAUUAUAUAGUGCUCCACAGCUGUGGAGAACCACCUCUACAAAGGAGAAGAGAUAAUUUUUUAUAACUCUUUGGAACUAAGCUUGUUCUUUUUUAAUUUUAUAGCAUUCAGUUGUGAUUGUUAUGUUAUGGGUUUUUUUUCUAUUUUCUGUUGUAGUCCUUGUAUAUAUUGUUUAACCGAAUCUGCUUACUACACUUUGUAUCAUAAUUAGACAUAUAGUUCAUAUAAGUCAUUCCAUGCCUCUCUAAAUUCGUCAAAAGAUAGGAAGAGUCAUUGUUAAAGUGGUUAUGGAAAUAUAGUAAACACUAAUAUUUUAUUUUAUUUUACAGAGUUGUGAAGUGGUAUAAGCAGUUUGGAAUUAUACAAAUAAAGUGACUAAAAUGCCCAUACCCUUUCAUACCAUGAUCAGAGAUAUAUCCCAAGAAAGGUCAUUGCCAAAAAGAAAGGUUCCUUGUAAACAACAUAUGUAAAGCAACAAUUUUUAUGGUAGGGAAGAACUAGAAACAAAGUAGAUGCCUUGUCAGUGGAGAAAUGGUUAAACAAACAAAACUUUUUGUGAAACAUAAAUAUAACAUACUAUUACUGUGGUAUUAAAAAAUGAAUUCAGAGUUUUUGAUAGAUUAUGGAAAUGUCAAGGAUGUUACCAUCCUUGGGUGUAGCACAAUCCAAGUGGAAGGGAAGAUCAUGGGGAUUGAAGAGAUUAAAAAAUUUAGGAGGUUUGAGGGCAUUACCAUUAUUUAUGGUGAGAUUCCCCAGUAUGAAAACAGAAUCUGGUGGUAAAGAAAGACUGUGAACCAAGAUCUGAACUCCCUGAGAAAUGGGGAGGAGGAGGAGGAGGAGAUGGCUUGGAGUCUUAUAGUUAAAUUGCUAUUAGGAUUUGGUUUCGGUUUGAUUUGAAUGGAGGUAAACUCAGGGGAUGAGAAGUUGCUGAGUGAUGGCAGCCAAGGAAGAAAUUGGAAAUAUCCGACGUGAACAAGGAGUAUUCUGACUUCCCUUCCAAGAUCUGAGUGUAUAAAUGGUUGGGGAGGAGGAGUUUGAGAAAAAGUACAACUAUUCUUGGGAAGUGUGGCCAAGGACAUAAUAUUGUUUAGGGGAGGCUAGGUCUCAUUAAAUGCAAGAAGAUGGAAGAAGUGAGAGAGGAAGAAGUCUAAAAGUAAAGGAAAUUUAUUCUUCUUGGAAAUGGAAGUUCCAGAAGCCAUAGUGGAAGUAGUAGGCCAGACUGACUAGAUAAUGGGAAGGAUAGGGUUGAUGUUAACUGAAGGAGAAAUAGGAGAUGAAGGCUUAAAUAGCCAGAGAUUCAACUUCAUAGGGAUUGGAGAGAAAGAGGUGGUAAGUUUUUGUUAGAUAUAAGGACAGUGGAUAUUGCAGCCCUCCUCGCACUGGGUUUUUAUUAGCUGGUUAUGGAAGGUUUUGCGUCCAGGCUUUGUCCUCAGAUCCUUCUACCUGCUAGGUGUAGUUUAUAGGGAGUAGAGAAAAUGAAAUGCGUCAGUUUGUAGUUUUAAUUGUAUUAAAUUGUAUAAAGAAAAAGUUAAGUUGGCUUAAUAGAUUUAUCUUUUAAAUGAGUAGAUAGAUUCUGAGAAAACCAGUUAGGGAUAUUAAAACAAAGCAAACAAACAAAAAACACUUCAGAGGUACUUGCUGUCACUUGAACUAUGUAAACAAACAGAAGUUUGCCCCAGUGGGAGUUAGUUUAACUCUUCUCUUUAAAAGACAUUAAAGCUCUCUUAGCAUGUUUGGCUUGCAUACCUUUCAGUGGGUUUUUUAUGGCACUUACUCCAAAUUAGAGGUGGCUUCAUAGGCUUCAUUGAAAGCUAUUAACAUUUUGGUUUUUAAAGCUUCUCAUACUUUUGUUGGGUUAAUUUACUCAUUGAGUAAGACCUCUGUUUAGAAAUCAGGUUCCUACAGAGAUUAUUCCUAUAUAAGAAAUGGGGUGGGGGAGGCGGGGUCAAGAUGACAGCCUAGAAGGAGCAGAAGCAUUUAAGGGGAAGGCAGAAGGAAGGUCCCAGGACCCCUCCCCCUGCCCACCUGAGACUCCAGUGACAGCAGGAACUUCUGGGUGGGCAAAGGUAUUGGUCUUGAGGGUAGGGUGUACCUUGCAGGCAGGGCUGUGCCAAGCUCAGAGUGUCGAACACAGAAGGCAGGGAAGUAGCUAGAGAGGGAACAUGGAGCUGGCAACCUGCCCAGAGCUGUGGAGAUCCUCCAUAUUUGUUCCAGCCUUACAGUAGGUGUUGGCCUCAGAGCACACCCAGCCCAACCAAGCUGAACUUAAUCCCAUCAAAAGUCUUCAGAACUCAGGGAAGUCCAGGCUUCACACUCCUCCCUCAUUGAUGGCUGGACUUUAAUCCAAUCAAAAGCCUCCAGAGGACAGGGAAGCUCAAACCCCCAACAACCCUCCUCCAGAGACCCCACUUAGAGAUCUACUGUCAAGGCUCCAAGAGGGGAAAAUGACAGGAGCCCCCAAAACCAAAAAAAAAAAUGAGAGGAGCAAGAGCACAGACAAAUACAGGGAGCAAAGAAGGGGUGGAUUUGAGCGAACAACAGAAAAAGAAGAAAGAAAUUACAAUAGACAGCUUCUAUACAGGGAACGAAACAGAGGGGGAGGGAUCAGCAAAUGAUAAAUCAGAAAUCCCAGCAAAUUGGAUACAGGCUUUGGAAGAACUCAAAAUGCAAUUCAAAACACAAUUAAGAGAGGCUGAAGACAACUUUAACAGCAAGAUUAGUCAUCUAGAAACAGAAAACAAGUGUCUUGAAAGCCAAAAAUAAUUAGCUGGAAAAUGAGGCAAAGGAGAUGAAAGAUGAGGUAAAGAGGAUGAAAGAUGACCUCCAUAGAAAAUCAGAAGGAUGACCAAAAAGCCAGGGAUGAAAUCCAGUUUUUAAGAACCAGAAUACAACAACUAGAAUCAAGUGACCUCACAAGGCAGCAGGACACUAUAAAACAAAACCAAAAGAAUGAAAAAAUUGAGGAAAAUAUGAAGCAUCUCAUUCACAAAACAGAGGAUUUAGAAAAUCGUUCAAGGAGAGACAAUUUAAGACUAAUUGGUCUACCAGAAGACCAUGACAAAAGAAAAAGCCUGGACACAAUACUACUGGAAAUUAUUCAAGAAAACUUCCCAGAUAUUCCAGAACAAGAGGGAAAAGUGGAGAUUCAGAUCACCUCCUGUACUUAAUCCCCAACUAACAACACCCAGGAAUGUUAUAGCCAAAUUCAAGAACUAUCAGAUCAAAGAAAAGAUAUUACAAGCUGCCAAGAAGAAGUCAUUCAGAUACCAUGGAACCACAGUGAGCAUGAUGCAGGAUCUGGCUGCAUCCACACUGAAGGACCGAAAGGCAUGGAAUAUGAUACUCCGGAAAGCAAGGGAACUAGGUCUACCACCAAGAAUCAACUACCCAGCAAAACUGACUAUAUUCUUACAGAAGAAAGUAUGGUCAUUCAACAAAAUAGAAGAAUUUCAAGAAUUCAUAAAAAAAGACCAGACCUGAACAGAAAAUUUGACAUCCAAGCACAGAACGCAAGAGAAUCAUCAAAAGAGAAUGCUGAGUCUAUUGACCUUAAGCAAUUUUUUGACCAACAUUUUUCGCAUAUAUAUUAUGUGUUCUUUGAAAAUUUUGUGACCAUUGAAGUUAGUCUUAAGCAGAAAGGUCACAAGUCUCAGAGGGAAGAAUUAGAUGGUAUACUUUUUAUUUUUGAAAAAAUUUUACAGCUUCUUCCAGAAAGGAUUCAUCAGCGGUGGCAGUUUCACAGUAUUGGAUUGAUUUUAAAGAAACUCCUUCACACAGGAAACUCCUUAAAGAUCAGGCGUGAAGGAGUACGUCUCUUCUUGCUCUGGUUACAAGCUCUUCAGAAUAAUUGUAGUAAAGAACAGCUCUGGAUAUUUUCUUGCUUAAUUCCUGGAUUUGCCUCACCACUGUCUGAAUAUGGACCUCGGACUUUAGAUAAUCUCAUUAAUCCUCCACUUAAUCUGCAAGAAACUCAAGUGACUAUAGAAGAAAUCACUCCUCUUGUCCCUCCACAGUCAGGAGAUAAAGGACAAGAUGACCUCACAAGCUAUUUUCUAGAAGCACUUUUGAAAUAUAUGGUUAUUCAGGUAAAGAGCUUGGAAUGGAAGAACAAAGAAAACCAGGAAAAGGGAUUUUCUUUCUUGUUUUCACAUUUUAAAAAAUACUACUUGCCUUAUAUUUUCCCAAACAUCUGCAAAGAGAACAGUUUAUAUCAUCCUGUACUUGAUAUUCCACAGAUGAGACCAAAGCCACAUUAUAUAAUGAUAAAGAAGGAUGUUGAAACCAAUGAAGCAAUCUAUUGCACAAAAGAACCUUUCCUCAAGGCUCGUGUUAUAGUCAUUCGUUGGCUGGUUUCUUUCUGGCUUGAGCCAAAACCUCAUACAGGACCUCAUAUUCCUGGAAUAGAAGGUGAAAUCUUGCCAAAGAAUAUUCAGAGGGCUGCUGCUGGCUUGGCUUCUAGAGAAGAAAACAAAAAUGACAGUUCUGAUAAAACAGAAAGAACUACAGAGCCAGAACAGUCCCAUUCUAAUACAAGUACUCUUACGGAGCGAGAACCAAGUUCUUCUAGUCUCUGUAGUAUUGAUGAAGAACAUCUCACAGACAUUGAAAUAGUACGAAAAGUUUUUUCUUCUAAAAGAAGCCAUGUUAAUUUUGUCACAGAGAUCUUUCGACAGGCAUUCUUAUUACCAAUUUGUGAAGCUGCUGCUAUGAGAAAAGUGGUGAAAGUAUAUCAGGAAUGGAUUCAGCAGGAGGAAAAACCUUUGUUCAUGAAAGAACCUGAAGAAAUUGAGAUUACUUCUAUAAGUUUACCUUGCAUUGAGAAUGAUGCAGAAACUGAUGUCUUAUCAGAUGAAGGAAAAGAAAAAGAGGAGGAAAAAGCUAUCAAAGCAUGUAGUCAUGUUCGAAAUUGCAAUUGGACAAAAAAUGGUUCUUAUCAGAAUACUCUCUAUAAAGCUUCUGACAUGGAGGAUGCAGAUCAAAAUAUACGAGCUGGUGCCCAGUUAGUAUUUCAGGUUUUUAUAAUCAACUCAUCGAAUAUAUUUCUUCUUGAACCUGCAAAUGAAAUUAAAAGUCUUUUGGAUGAGCACACAGAUAUGUGUAAACGUAUUCUUAAUAUUUAUCGAUUCAUGGUUGUGCAAAUAUCAAUGGAUAAGAAGACUUGGGAACAGAUGCUACUUGUAUUGCUCAGAGUCACAGAGUCUGUUCUGAAGAUACCAUCACAAGUUUUUCAGCAAUACCAAGGAAGAAAAAAUAUGACACUAGCUGGUCGACUUGCAGGACCUCUUUUUCAGACUCUUAUAGUAGCCUGGAUCAAAGCAAAUCUAAAUGUAUAUAUUUCCCGGGAGCUUUGGGAUGACUUGCUAUCUGUAUUGUCAUCACUCACAUUUUGGGAAGAAUUGGCCACUGAGUGGUCAUUGACUAUGGAGACAUUAACUAAAGUAUUAGCUAGAAAUUUAUAUAGCUUGGACCUAAAUGAUUUACCACUGGAUAAACUAAGUGAACAGAAACAGAAGAAGCACAAAGGCAAAGGAGUUGGACAUGAGUUCCAAAGACCAUCUCUUGAAAAGUCCUUUUCCAGAGGAUGGAGCCGUGAUCAACCUGGACAAGCCCCAAUGAGACAGCGAAGUGCAACCACUACUGGAUCUCCAGGAACUGAAAAGGCAAGAAGUAUAGUUCGACAGAAAACAGUCGCCAUGAGAAGCCGAUCCAUUGGUGAAUGUGCUCUGCCAUCGGCCUAUAUACGCAGUGCUAAAAGUGCUCCUGUUCUGAUCCAUACUUCCAAACCCUUCUUGCCUGAUAUUGUUCUCACUCCCCUUUCUGAUGAGCUUUCAGACAUUGAUGAUGCUCAAAUACUUCCCCGAACAACUAGAGUCAGACAUUUUUCACAAAGUGAGGACACUGGAAAUGAAGUUUUUGGUGCUUUGAAUGAGGAACAGCCAUUGCCACGAAGUAGCAGCACCUCUGACAUCUUGGAGCCAUUCACUGUUGAACGAGCCAAAGGUGCAGUUCCUGUCAUUGACAGUUCAUCCCGUCAUGCGCCAAGCUUGCAGAGUUCCACAGAGGCCUCUUCAGUAACUAGAUCCACUGAAAGCUGCAUCAUUGAUUCUAAUAGUAGAGAGUCUUCUCUGGAAGUUGGGGAUAGCAUUUAUGACCAUCUUUGUCAUUUAAUAGGUCCAGUAGAACUUGCAGAUACAGCUUUUGAACAGAUCAAGUAUAGUGACCUUAAAGGUGAUGAUGAUCUUCUUUCCUCUCUGGGAGAAUAUCUUAAGGAAAAACAAGAAAAUCAUAGUAAUUUUGCUAUAGACAGACUUGCAUCUGCUCAGGAAGUGAUUACAUCAUUAAAUAGGGAUGAAAGAUUAUCAACUAGAUUAUAUUAUGUAGAUCAGACAGUUAAACCAGACUCUAAUACAACUGUUAUAGCAAUGGCAGAGAACAUAGAGUUUCAAGUAGAUAAAAAUCCACGUGAUUUCUUAAGUAACAUUAUACCCAAUCAAUCAUGCAGUUUCACAAGAUCUCAGGCUUUUGAUAAAUCCAAGCAAGUAUAUACUGAACUUGAAUCAAGUCCGUAUGAAAAAGAAGGAAAAAGGUAUCUUCACAGACAAACAGCUACUGAAGGAGAUAUAGGAAUGGACAUUACAUUAGCUGAAAAGCUUAAAGGUAUCCACAUUAAUGAAAAAAUUAUUGUUCCAUGUGUUAUGGAUGUCAAGAAAGUUCCACUAAAAUCUUCAGUUAAUUAUGAAAUACCUCACAUUAUGGAUGCCUGCAAACUUUCUCUAACCAAAAGGAGCCUGUCUGAAACAGUGAGCUAUAGGGGCAAAAUCAUGAAAAAUACCACUAAGAAAAGAAAUAGUGUACAUGUUACCUUUAGACCAUCUACUGAAUCCAUUCAGUUUUAUAAUCCACUAGAAAAUAAAGAGGCUCCAUGGAAAGCAAGAUUACGUAAGCUCAGUGGCUUUAGUAGUAGCAGCAGUACUGGUAGUAGUGGCACCAAUACUAACAUUAGCUCUGAUAUUGCCCCAGAACUUAUCAAACCUGGUGUUUAUAGACCUUUAGAUGUAAUGAGUACAGCAUCAAUAAAUAGUAAAACAAUUAAGGAAACCACAGAGAUACAUGCAACCAUAUUACAGAAAGAAGGUUUUACAGUUAAUCAUUCAGGUAGUCGUAGUGCUCUUAGGUCUUCAAGUCAUGAGUUAGGAUUACAACAGGGAUCCCUGGGUGGCGUUUAUAAAACUGUUGUACAUGCUCUUUCGAAGCCGAAGGCAAAUGUUUCCCCACAGAGGCAGAACAGAGUGCCACCAGAGGCUCCACUGAGGGAUCUGUACAGUCAUGUAAUGGGCUAUUUUGGAAGGAAAGCUGCAGCCAAUAAAGAGGACAUGAGUCAAAAGCUGCACCUUCUUAAUAGUGACAUUGGCAGUAGCAAUGCUAAUGUUCCUGACCUGAUGGAUGAGUUUAUAGCUGAAAGACUCCGAACUGGUAAUACACUGAAUAUGACAAGAAGAGGGAGCAGUCCAGGCAGUCUUGAAGUCCCAAAAGAUCUCCCUGAUAUACUGAACAAGCAGAAUCAAAUGCGUCCUAUAGAUGACCCAGGUGUGCCCUCAGAGUGGACCUCUCCUGCCAGUGCAGGAAGCAGUGACCUUAUCAGCUCAGAUAGCCAUUCAGAUUCAUUUGGUGCUUUCCAGUAUGAUGGCCGGAAAUUUGACAAUUUUGGCUUUGGAGUUGAUGCUGGGGCACUAUCUGAGGUUGAAUCAAAUUUAGGACAUCAGCAAAAUUCAGAAGAACUAGAAGUGGCAAGUUUAACUACGUUGCAAAUAGAUUCUGAAACAAGCAGUCUUAACCAACAGCCUAUUUCUGCUGAAGUUGCAACUAUUGCUGGUUCAGAAAGUGUUUCCCCAAUCCAUUCUGCUCUGGGUUCCAGAUCACAGACACCAUCUCCUGCUAAUCUGAGUACAGAUCAUACUGAACAAAAAGACCUGCAAUUGGAUGAGAAGCUCCAGCACUCUGUUUUGCAAACCCCAGAUGAUCUAGAAACAAGCGAGUUCCCAUCUGAAUGUUGCAGUGUAAUGGCAGGAGGCACUCUCACAGGAUGGCAUGCUGAUGUUGCUACUGUAAUGUGGAGAAGAAUGCUAGGCAUUUUGGGAGAUGUUAACACAAUUAUGGAUCCUGAAAUACAUGCUCAAGUGUUUGAUUACUUGUGUGAACUUUGGCAGAAUUUAGCUAAGAUUAGAGAUAAUCUUGGCAUUUCAACUGAUAAUCUGACCUCACCUUCUCCACCAGUUUUAAUACCUCCUCUGAGAAUCCUUACUCCUUGGCUUUUCAAGGCAACUAUGUUGACUGACAAAUAUAAACAAGGCAAAUUACAUGCCUAUAAACUUAUUUGCAACACAAUGAAAAGAAGACAAGAUGUAUCGCCAAAUAAAGACUUUUUAACACACUUCUUUAAUAUAAUGCAUUGUGGACUACUCCAUGUUGAUCAGGAUAUUGUCAAUACAAUUAUCAAACACUGUUCCCCUCAGUUUUUUUCACUUGGUUUGCCUGGUGCCACAAUGCUUAUUAUGGAUUUCAUUGUAGCAGCUGGCAGAGUAGCUUCUUCAGCAUUUCUUAAUGCACCAAGAGUAGAAGCACAAGUUCUACUGGGAUCUCUUGUUUGCUUUCCAAAUUUAUAUUGUGUGCUACCAGCUCUUCAUCCAAACAUGCCUGAUAUUGUUGUGUCUCAGUUCACUGAUGUUAAGGAACUCAUUAUCAAAACCAUGUUAAGUUCAGCAAGAGAUGAACCCUCUGGUCCUGCAAGAUGCGUUGCUCUUUGUAGUUUAGGCAUUUGGAUCUGUGAAGAAUUAGUUCACGAAUCUCAUCAUCCUCAAAUUAAGGAAGCUCUGAAUGUAAUUUGUGUUUCCUUAAAGUUUCCUAAUAAAACAGUAGCCCAUGUGGCUUGCAACAUGCUUCAUAUGCUGAUUCAAUAUGUACAUAGGCUUCAGACUUACCAGCCUGAUUCCCCCUUAAAAAUUAUUCAAAUACUGAUUGCCACUGUUACUCAUCUUUUACCCAGUACAGAAGCUUCAUCUUAUGAAAUUGACAAGAGGCUGGUGGUAUCAUUACUUUUGUGUUUAUUGGACUGGAUCAUGGCCUUGCCUUUAAAAACACUACUCCAGCCAGUUCAUACAACAGGAGCUGAAAAUGAUAAAACAGAAAAGUCUGUCCUCGAUUGUAUUUAUAAGGUUCUUCAUGGAUGUGUUUAUGGUGCUCAGUGUUUCAGCAACCCUAAGUACUUUCCCCUAAGCCUUUCUGAUUUAGCCUCAAUUGAUUAUGAUCCUUUCAUGCAUUUGGAAAGUCUGAAAGAGCCUGAACCUCUACAUUCUCCAGAUUCAGAAAGAUCAUCAAAACUACAGCCAGUCACAGAAGUCACACUGGCAGAGCAUAGAUUUAAACUCAGGACCUCUGAUUCUGAUCCCAGGGCUCUUUCCAUCAAGCUACACUGCCUUCAGUCACUGGCAAGCAUUAACAUAGUAAAAACUCAGAUACAACAAGGAUUAAUUUCAGUUGCAGCUCGUACUGUUAUAACACACCUGGUAAACCACUUAGGUCACUAUCCAAUGAAUGGUGGUCCUGCUAUGCUAACAAGUCAGGUUUGUGAAAAUCAUGACAAUCAUUACAGUGAAAGUUCUGAACUUUCUCCUGAGCUUUUUGAGAGUCCAAAUCUUCAGUUUUUUGUAUUGAACAAUACAACAUUAGUCUCUUGUAUCCAGAUAAGAUCAGAAGAGAGCAUACCUGGAGGAGGAUUAUGUGCUGGACUCACAUCAGCUAAUUCAAAUGUAAGAAUUAUAGUUCGUGAUCUGUCUGGUAAAUAUUCAUGGGACUCUGCCAUCCUUUAUGGACCACCAUCUGUAAGAUAUUCCUCAGAACCAGUGUCAUUCAUGCUUUCCUUGUCUCACCAAGAGAAGCCAGAAGAUACUCCCAAUUCUAUUGACCCUCUAGAGGAUAUAACUAUAAGAGAUGGACUUGCACUCCAGAUUAAAAGGAGAUUCAGAGAAACUGUGCCAACUUGGGAUACAAUAAGAGAUGAUGAAGAUGUUCUUGAUGAGCUCCUCCAAUAUUUAGGUGUUACAAGUCCUGAAUGCUUACAAAGGACUGGUGUCUCACUCAACAUUCCUGCUCCACAACCUGUAUGUAUAUCUGAAAAACAAGAAAAUGAUGUUAUUAAUGCUAUCCUUAAGCAAUACACAGAGGAGAGGGAGUUUGUUGAAAAGUACUUUAAUGACUUAAAUAUGAAAGCUAUGGAACAAGAUGAACCGACAUCUCAGAAGCCUCAGUCAGCAUUUUAUUAUUGCAGAUUACUCCUCAGUAUUUUGGGAAUGAAUUCCUGGGACAAAAGGAGGAGCUUUCAUCUCCUGAAGAAAAAUGAAAAGCUACUUAGAGAACUUAAAAACUUGGAUUCAAGACAGUGCCGAGAAACACACAAGAUUGCUGUAUUUUAUGUGGCAGAGGGUCAAGAAGAUAAGCACUCCAUUCUCACUAAUACUGGAGGAAGUCAGGCAUAUGAGGAUUUUGUAGCUGGUCUUGGUUGGGAGGUAAACCUAACAAAUCACUGUGGCUUUAUGGGAGGAUUGCAAAAAAACAAAAGCACUGGAUUGACCACUCCAUAUUUUGCUACUUCUACAGUAGAAGUAAUGUUUCAUGUCUCAACACGAAUGCCUUCUGAUUCUGAUGACUCUUUAACAAAAAAAUUGCGACACUUAGGAAAUGAUGAAGUGCACAUUGUUUGGUCAGAGCAUACUAGAGACUAUAGAAGAGGAAUUAUCCCUACAGAAUUUGGUGAUGUGCUUAUUGUAAUAUAUCCAAUGAAAAACCACAUGUUCAGUAUCCAGAUCAUGAAAAAACCCGAGGUUCCAUUCUUUGGUCCACUUUUUGAUGGUGCUAUUAUAAAUGGAAAAAUCCUUCCUAUUAUGGUUCGGGCAACAGCUAUAAAUGCAAGCCGUGCAUUGAAAUCACUGAUCCCAUUAUACCAAAAUUUUUAUGAAGAGAGGGCACGCUAUCUGCAGUCAAUUGUCCAGCACCACCUAGAACCAACCACAUUUGAGGAUUUUGCUGCACAAGUUUUUUCUCCUGCUCCCUAUCAUCACUCAGCAUCUGAUGCAGGCUCCUGCCUGGAGACUCUACCCAGCGAAAUUUCAACAGCAGCACAGAUGGAUGGGACCGAUUUAGCUUCUCCAAUGUCCCCACGAACCAGCAAGAGCCGAAUGUCUAUGAAGCUGCGCCGCUCCUCAGGGUCGGCCAAUAAAUCCUAAGGAGACAAGCAAUUCUGCAGUUUUUUUAAAUGACAAGCAUUAGUCUUGAGCAGUUGAAUUAGCACUGACAAUGUUUUCCCAAAAAAAUUUAACCAGAUGUAUGUCUGCCAUCACACAUGUUCCUUCCUCUAUACUUAUUUUAGAAAACAACACUGAUAUUUUAUUUCAGUAUUUUAGCUUUGAGAUUUCUGUGGGGUUUUUAGUUAUACUCAACUUUCACUCUUUUGGUACAGCUUACAUACUAUACCCUUUAACUUUCUUGAUAAUUAUGUCUAAAUUAUCACUUUUAACUCCAUGGUUAACACAAAACCAAAAUGGAAUUGGAGAAAAUGAUCUCACUGUUAUUUAUUGUUUCCAUUGUAACUUUCUUAGCAAGCUAAAUAUGUACAAUUUUUUUAAUGUACAAUUUCAAAUUUAAGCAUUUGUAAAGUUCUAGCAAAAGACACAAAGUCGUUAAUGCACAGGAUGUGUAUAGAUUAUUUAUGUUAUAAGAAUAAAAUAAUUACAAUAAAUUGUCUUUUAGUAUUUUAGUUUCCACUUGAAAUUUUUUUUAAUAUUAGGUUUUCUUUCCCAAAACAGUGUCUCAUUUCCUAGCCAUGUGGAUAAUACAAUGACAAAUCAAAAAAUGAGAAAAAUCACUGUGCUGCACUCUGACUUAUGCUUGCCUUCCAAUUAUUUUUAUAAUUUUCCUUUUAAAAUGGUAUCACUGUUCAAUGCCAUUCUGUUUGGAGAUUGUGGCCCAGGUCAUCUGGCCACAGGAUCUUGGUGGAUCAAUAGUUUUUUCUUAUAUGUGGAAAAAGAAGUAUUUUUCCAAUGUAAUUUCCUUACUCAAAAUUAUGUGUACUAUUAAAGAAGAUAAGGGAAUAUUAUCCAGGAGUCUGACUUUAAUCUAUUGUUAAAAUUGAACUUAUAGGUGUGGAUCAGUACACAAUCCACUCCUCCAGAGGUAUUUUCCUACAACAGAUGAGCUGCUCAUAUUUUGUCUUGAGUGGCAUCUCUCCUAAGGAAAUGUAGCAUGGCAUCAGUUCUAACUGCAUGUGUAAAUACAUCAUACAGGCAAACACAGAAAUAUAAAUUAUGUAUGGUCAUUCAUCUAGUAUCUACAGAUUUGUAAUUGUUAAAGAAAAGAUAACAUAAUAUUUAAUGAUACAAUAAAAAUUAUUCUUACCA
Monodelphis domestica (gray short-tailed opossum) is the source of this 15879-nucleotide messenger RNA. The record is from RefSeq and is a predicted model, not a curated record. Lineage: Eukaryota; Metazoa; Chordata; Mammalia; Didelphimorphia; Didelphidae.